Molecule: messenger RNA, 645 nt
Organism: Helobdella robusta
Lineage: Eukaryota; Metazoa; Annelida; Clitellata; Rhynchobdellida; Glossiphoniidae
Exons: 2
Coding region: 1-645 (214 amino acids)
Biological process (GO): negative regulation of cell population proliferation; negative regulation of cell cycle; regulation of transcription by RNA polymerase II
Cellular component (GO): nucleus; histone methyltransferase complex; chromatin
Molecular function (GO): chromatin binding; transcription cis-regulatory region binding; Y-form DNA binding
Source: RefSeq, a predicted model, not a curated record
AUGGUGAUGAACUUGUGGAGGAGUGCUGCUGAUGUUGUCAGCAAGUUUGUGUAUAGCAAAGAAGAUGAAGAGCUAUACAAAUUAUUCUACGAUGUCGCAAACAAUCACAUCCCUGAUCUCAUUCGGGGUCAGGUGACAUCUAAUGGCCACAACGGUGAAAACAUCAAGAUCAGUGAAGAUUGCUAUACCGAUGACAAACAUGAAAAUAUUAACACAGCUGAUGUAACUGACCUCAACCAUGAUUCAAAAAUAAAAAAGGAAACUGGAACCAGAAAGCCUUCUCUAAAUAUAGAAAAUUGGAAAAACCCAAAGAUAUUUUCAGACUUCCUUCUCUUUUACGACGGACUGUGUUGUUGGGAGGAACAGAGCAAUGUGCCUGUCUUGCAUGAAACCUGGGCAAAACGAAUGUGCUCAUCACUGAUUAGGUUUCACUGUUCAGCCAGGGAAAAAUCAAAAGUUGCUAUUGAAACCUGUUUCCCUAAAGUUGAUGUCAAAAGCUGCAAAUAUGGCGGCAGUGAUGGCGCUAAAAAUGAGGUUGCGAUUGUUCCUGCUGAAAAUAGGAAUGGGAAUGUUGAUGUUUGUGCAAAGGAAGUGAAACCCUGCACCGGUGUUGUGAUCUGCAAGAAACCGGAAAUUAGACGAUGA